Cutaneotrichosporon oleaginosum is the source of this 3348-nucleotide messenger RNA. RefSeq lists its product as uncharacterized. The record is from RefSeq and is a predicted model, not a curated record. NCBI's taxonomy places the organism in Eukaryota, Fungi, Basidiomycota, Tremellomycetes, Trichosporonales, Trichosporonaceae. Gene Ontology annotation, molecular function: tRNA binding; ATP binding; isoleucine-tRNA ligase activity. Gene Ontology annotation, cellular component: mitochondrion. Gene Ontology annotation, biological process: isoleucyl-tRNA aminoacylation; mitochondrial translation.
GCCUUACCUCACACCACCCCGCAAUGAGCAGGCUCCUCUCUCACCCGCUGGGGCGCCUGCCCCGGCUUUCCAGGAGCUCUCCGGCUCCUCGUAUCCUUGGCGUUCGCUUCGCCAGCGAGGCGAAGGACCAGGACAUCCGCAAGAAGUACUCUGCGACCCUCCUGCUACCGAAGACGGACAUGCCGUUGCGCGUGAAGAACCCGCCUGCGACCGAGGACAAGUUCCGGCACCGGACGACGGACGAGCUUUAUCGCGAGCAGUAUGCGAGCAACGAGGGACCGGUGUUCGUGCUGCACGACGGACCGCCGUACGCGAACGGCAACCUCCACAUGGGGCAUGCGCUCAACAAGAUCCUCAAAGACAUGAUCAACCGCUACAAUGUGAUCCGCGGCCGCAAGGUUCACUACAUUCCCGGUUGGGACUGCCAUGGCUUGCCGAUCGAGCACAAGGCGCUGGCGGCGCUUGGCAAGUCUCACACGUCUCUUGACCCAGUGAGCGUGCGGCAAGAGGCGCGCAAGUUCGCACUCGAAGCCAUAGACGUCCAGAAGGCCGAGAUGAAGCAGCUCGGCGUCAUGGCUGAUUGGGACAAUCCCGAUGGCGUGUACCGCACCCUUGAUCACGAGUAUGAGAUCCGUCAGCUCAAGAUGCUGCAGAUGAUGGUGUCCAAAGGAUUCAUCACACACCGCCUCAGGCCCACAUACUACUCGCCUUCUUCGCGGACUGCUCUUGCGGAAGCAGAGCUCGAAUACACAGACCUUAAAUCUACUUCGGUAUAUGUUGCGUUCCCCGUCGCCGAAGAUGGGAUGACCCCACGCCUGCAAGAGGCGUUCCAGAAAGGCAAGGAGAUCAGUCCGGAGGCUAGCUUGAGUCUGGCAAUUUGGACAACGACACCAUGGACGCUCCCGGCAAACAUGGGAGUAUCGGUGCACAACGAAAUUGUGUAUGCUGUGGUGCUUGAUCGGGAAAAGCGACUUCUUGUUGUAGCGGAGGAGCUCCUGGAGCCGCUCCAGGAGCGAUUUGGGAAAUUGGAUGUCGUGGACCGACUGGAGGGCAAGGAUCUCGUUGGCACCAAGUAUCGCAACCUUUUCCACACGGGCGAUCACUCGUCGCUCCCAACAAUCUUUGCGGCGGACUAUGUUACGCCCGAGUCCGGAACAGGUCUUGUCCACUCCGCCCCAGGUCACGGACAUGACGACUACGACGCGUUCCAGGCUCAGAACAUCCCGAUGGAUGACCUGCGUUGUCCCGUCGAUGACGAGGGGCAUUUCACAAGCGAAAUUGUCCAGUGGUCCGGGAACGAGGCAUUUUCUGCUCUCGUUGGAAAAUAUGUCUUGGGCGCCGGGGCCAAGUUGAUGAUCGAGCAAUUAAAAAACUCGGGUGUCCUGCUGGCUGAGGAGAAGAUUGAGCACCGCUACCCCAUCGACUGGCGGACCAAGAAGCCCAUUAUUAUUCGGGCAACGCCCCAGUGGUUCUGCGAUGUCGGGACUCUCAAACCGUCCGCGGUCGAGGCAAUUGAAAACAUCAAUUUUGUUCCUCCUAAUGGGCGCAAUCGACUUUCUGCCACUGUUCUCUCGCGCUCCGAGUGGUGCAUUUCACGCCAGCGUAGUUGGGGCGUUCCAAUCCCCUCCCUUUUUAACGCCGAAGGCGAGCCUUUACUCACUGUGGAGUCGCUCGAGCACAUUAUUUCUGUACUGCGGGAGAAAGGGGUUGACCACUGGUGGUCCGGAUCCGACGAGGAGUUUGUGCCUCCUAGUCUCGUAGGUCAGAAGCUCACGAAGGGCUUCGACACGCUCGACGUCUGGUUUGACAGCGGCACGUCGUGGUCGCUGAUUGCGGAUGCUCACUUGCGACCGGCAUCUGAGCCAUUAGCUGAUGUCUAUUUGGAGGGAUCUGACCAGCACCGUGGAUGGUUCCAAUCAUCGAUCCUCAUCCGGCUGGCAGCGCUGGAGAAGGUCGGUGACAAGCCGAUGGCCCCAUACCGGAACUUAGUCACGCACGGCUUCUGCACGGACGAAAAAGGCAACAAGAUGAGCAAGUCGCUGGGCAACGGCAUCUCCCCGAUGGACGUGGUGAACGGGAAGAAGGGACGGGACGCUUUCGGAUCCGAUACUCUGCGCGUGUGGGCUGCUGGGGCUGACUACACGCGCGACGCCUCGAUCGGGCCCUCAAGUAUCUCACAUGCCGCUGAAGUGUUGCGCAAGUUGAGGAGUACUCUGCGUUUCAUGCUUGCCAACACGGCGAGCGCCACACCCCUGCCUCUAGAGCGGGUCCAAUUGACGCUAGUAGAACGAUAUGUCUUGCACGAGCUAAGCACCCUGGAGCAGGCGGCACGAGCAGCGUACAAUGACUUUACUUUUAACAAAGUCUUGCAGGGUGUCGCCAGUUUCACAUCGUCAACCCUCUCGUCUUUCUACUUCGACGUUGCCAAGGACACACUGUACUGCGACCCUGUGGACGGGGCACGGCGGCAGGCCAUCAUUGCCACACAACACUACGUGCUAAGCGCCGUGCUCAAGAUUGUCGCUCCUAUCGUCCCACACCUCGCCGAGGAGGUCUACGAAGCCAUGAGCGUGGGCUCCCCACAGCGCAAGAAGUCAGUAUUCCUGGAACACUGGACGGACGGGGAGAGCUGGAUCGACACAGAAGCCGCGGACCACAUGGCCGCCAUCCUCGCCAUUCGGAACGAAGUGCUGGGCAUGCUUGAGACGGCACGGCAGGACAAGCACGUACGAGUGCCUACCGAGGCUGCAGUGUACCUUAACGUGUCGCCCUUGAUGGAGAGCUUGUUGAAGAGGCACGCGGCUCUUCUCCCAAGCAUUUUGGGAGUGUCAAGCGUCGAGUUUACGACUCCACCAGCGUCCACGUGGAGUGUGACGGCGCCGCCAUCAGAAACGGUAUCGAUCACGCUGGCUCCUGCGCCCGGCCACCAGUGCCCCCGGUGCUGGUUGUAUACGGCGCCCGCGGAGACGGCGCUGUGCGGGCGGUGUGACAAGGCGCUUGGACAGCCCGCCGCGGGACAGUAAAAUGGUGGGGUUGGGAUAUGGGGAAAUGAGUGGAGACUUGGCGUCAUAUCGCGCCCCAGAGAUCCAGAGAUCUGCUCCAUUAGUUUCUUUAUGGCAUCGCAAUCACCUGUCCGACACGCACGGCACAGACAGGCUACGGGCUGCCGACUGCGGCUACAAGGAGUCAGGUCGGAUCUGUAGUCGUACUCUCGCCUGGUGUGCGUGUCCACAUGCACAUGACCUCCUCGUUGCCGGUCUUGCCAAAAGGUCUGUUGUCGUGAUCAGAGGUGGAGUCGAGCCGUCCGCCGUUCCGCCGUUCCGCCGUAUCGCCGUAUGUCGUGUCGCA